GGGAAUCCGGGCUCACUUUCACUCCAGGCUCGCAUCCUCGUGGUCGCCUCGCCAUGUGCACUGGAAAGUGCUCCCGCUUCUUGGGGCUCUCCCUCAUCCCCCUCUCCCUGGUCUGCAUGGUGGCCAAUGCCCUCCUGCUGGUGCCUCAGGGCAAGACGGACUGGACGGACACCAGCCACCUCAGCUUGCAAGUCUUGCUCAUGGGCGGCUUCCUCGGUGGGGGCCUGAUGGUGCUAUGUCCGGGCAUCGCGGCGGUUCGCGCGGGGGGCAAGGGCUGCUGCGGCGCGGGCUGCUGUGGAAAUCGUUGCAGGAUGCUGCGCUCCGUCUUCUCCUCGGCGUUCGGGGUGCUGGGGGCCAUCUACUGCCUCUCGGUGUCGGGAACCGGACUCCGAACUGGACCCAAAUGCUUAAUGGACAGCCGGUGGGACUACCACUUCAAAGACACCGACGGCUCGUACUUGGAGAACCGCACUCUGUGGGCUUUGUGCGAGCAGCCGCCGGGCGUGGUCUCCUGGAACGUGACGCUCUUCUCGCUGCUGGUGGCCGCCUCGUGCCUGGAGAUCGUGCUGUGCGGGGUGCAGCUGGUGAACGCCACCUUCGGCGUCUUCUGCGGCGAUUGCCGGAAGAAGGAGGGCACCCCUCAGUGAGGCUCCACUGACCGCCCUGCUCGCUCCUGGACGCCCGACUGGCCCACCCCGCCCUGGAAAUAAACCUUUGAACUCUC
Ailuropoda melanoleuca (giant panda) is the source of this 724-nucleotide messenger RNA. It is a transcript of the gene TM4SF5, whose product is annotated as transmembrane 4 L six family member 5. Bases 54 to 647 code for a protein of 197 amino acids. The transcript has 5 exons. The record is from RefSeq and is a predicted model, not a curated record. Gene Ontology annotation, cellular component: membrane. Lineage: Eukaryota; Metazoa; Chordata; Mammalia; Carnivora; Ursidae.